UCUAUACAUAAAUAUUUAGCUGCGGCACAGCUACAGGGUAACUUUACAGCAAGGUGAAGCAUAAGGAUCCCUGCAUGUACUUCUUGGCCACACUAAGGAAACAAAGAGCAGGAAGGAUAACACUGCAAUCGGCACAACAGCAGGGUUUCUGCCGGAGCAGGUCGGGAUUUCCUGCCUGUGCAAGGAUUCUCUGCUUUCUGGACCAAUAAGGGAAAAAAAGAGAAGAGGAAGAAGAGUGCUGGGUGGUGGCCGAGAGGAAGAUCUGGGAGUGACCCUACUGUCCAUCAGGAGGUCCGCGGUUCAGGAGGGUCUUUACCUACAGCGGCCGUGGCAAUGAACUAGUUUGCAAGUCGACCCGGCUCUAAAGGGAAGGAGUUCUACUGUUACCCAGAAUUCAAAGCAAGAUCCAGAAAGCAGGCGUUUACCAGUGUUUGCUGUGAAGGAACCAUGAGCUAAUGCUGGCAUUUAAGUUAUUUCCAAGGUGCACAUUUGCCCGCCUUUGAGGAGCUCUGACAUGGAUGCCAGGUGUGCUGACGCUCAGACAUAUUGACGGAGCCGGGAAAGGACGUCAUUAUUUCAAGCAGUUGACUGUUUCCUGAUGAAAGCAAGAUACAUAUGAAUGCUCGGCGUGGGUGUGCGCCGGAUGUCGCGUCAGGGCUGAAGCCCCGCCACCCUCCCUCCCAUGAGCCCGUGUGCCCGGACACACACACCCGGCGCCCACGCACGCACCCGCCAGCCCAGCCGAGACCGCUCGGAGCCUGAAGGAUGUCGGCGGAGACGGAGCUGCAGCCGGCGGUCCGGCCUGGAAGCCUCAGGCGGGACUCCAGGAGGAAAGGGCAGGAUCGCAGCGAGGCGACUCUCAUCAGGCGCUUUAAGGGCGACGGCGUCCGCUACAAGGCUAAGCUCAUCGGCCUGGACGAGGUCAUGGCGGCCCGCGGAGACAAACUCUGUCAGGACUCCAUGAUGAAGCUCAAGGGUAUCGCUGCAGCGGCGAGGUCCAAAGGAGAACACAAGCAGAAAGUCUUCCUGACUGUUUCCUUUGGAGGGAUCAAGAUCUUUGAUGAGAAGUCAGGGGUUCUGCAACACCACCACGCCGUCCAUGAGAUAUCCUACAUUGCCAAGGACAUCACGGACCACAGAGCGUUUGGCUACGUCUGCGGAAAGGAAGGCAACCACCGCUUUGUGGCCAUCAAAACAGCGCAGUCGGCAGAACCAGUGAUCCUGGACCUUCGGGACUUGUUCCAGCUCAUCUACGAGAUUAAGCAGCGUGAGGAGAUGGAGAAGAAGGCCCAGAAGGACAAACAGUGCGAGCAGGCCGUCUACCAGACGAUACUGGAAGAAGAUCUGGAGGAUCCAGUCUACCAGAACGGACAUCAAAGCACCCAUCAUCAACAACUUCAUCAUCAUCAACAUCAUCCUCAUUCUCAUCCACAAAUCUCCCAGGCAGGACUAAGCGAACAUCCGGAGCUUCAGCAUCAGCAGGCGAAUCUCAUAGACUUAGACCUGGAAACGGUUUCUCAGAACAUCAACCAAUUAGAGCUUUUCGGAGACAUGUCCACACCUCCCGACAUAACCUCGCCGUCGACUCCAGCCUCACCUGCUAACACGCUGGACCCGUUGCAGGGCCUGCAGCCUCCCACUGAGCUCUUUGCUCCCUUCAACCCUGCGUCUGUGCCCUCAGGUUAUGUGACAAUGGGGGCGGUUCCCUCCGGACACUGGUCCCAGCAGUUUGCCACCCAGACGCCGCUGGCCUUCGGGGUACAGUCCCCACUCGGCCCGGUGGCACAGGUGCUGCCGAGCGGCCAGCCUCUCAUCUGGGGGCAGGCAAACAUCUUCCCCGCCACCCAGCAACAGUGGGCGGCCAUGGCGGCCGGCGCCUUUCCUCCCACAGCCUACCUCCCUGCUCAGCCCGUGGGCACCCUGCCCGCCGCCAUGUUCCAAACAAUCACCCCCGUCUCCGCCGUUACGCCGGCAGGCGAUAGCCAAUCAGGUGCGGGCGCUCCAACUCUCUCCGCGUCAUCGAGUCCGCAACAUGAGGAGCGGGCGAAGAAGAUGAGCAAGGAGAUGUUUAAGGACUUUCAGCUGGCAAAACCGCCAGCGAUGCCGUCAAAGAAGGGCGAACAGCAGCCCAGCUUAGCGGGCACCUCGGAGGCAUUCACUUCUUACUUCAGCCGCGUCGGCACCGCCCAGGACACGGACGACUGUGAUGACUUUGACAUCUCCCAGAUGAACCUGACGCCGGUCACCUCCACGACGCCCUCCACCAACUCUCCCCCCACACCAGCUCCCCACCAGAGCUCGCCCUCCAAAUCUCCCGCCUCGCACGUCAGCGAUCCACCCACCGAUGCCACUGACCCACCCACCGACGACUCGUUCGGGGAAGCUGAGGGCAGCCCGAGCCGUAGCGGAGAGGAAGAUGUCGCUUGCGGUUCUGGGUCCCCUUGUCCCAGUGAGCCAACAGGGCCCGGCCCAGACCGGGCCAGUCCAGAGCCUGGGAGCUAGAGAGCAGCAGGGGCACGAAGGCGAAGGACCCUCUGUACGCUCGCAUCAACAAAGGGAAGAAAUAGAGGCCCGGACCAGCACUGAGAAAACUGGAGGAGGGACAGCCCCCCACCCCAUCCCUGCCCUAACCCAACUUGAUUGUAUGUGUGUGUUUGCUGACUGACUGCAGGCAGGCCAGCUAACCCCCUGCUCCCCUGCCCCACAAAUGGACUACCCCUUCCUAACUGGCUUUCCUCCUCCAUCUUUACCGUCCGUGUGGACUCGGUCGCAGAGGCCCGUCGUUGCUUUGACUCGGGUGCAGGAACAAACUCUCUGGGAGCUACUCACUCGCCAACCACACACACAUUUACAUGCAUACGACUGGCCCAAGCAGUCUCCUGGCAGACUGAUUUCACAGGAUCAGAUCAACUAUGAAGAGACGCUCAUGAUCUAUAGUUUUUUUGUACAAUACUAACGACGGGAAGAAGUAACCAAGAGCCAAUUGAAAGGAAACAUUGUGAUUUUUUUUUUUUGGAGGGGGGGUGGUAUUAUUUUAUAAUUCACUCAAGCCACAAUGUGGGGUUGAACUCUGGAGAGGGCGCUGUAGAGUGGCUUUCAAGGCAUUAUGGAUCAUCCGCCAUUUUGUAAAUAAACUCGAGCCACCAUCAGCACCGCGUUGGAUGCCUGCGCCAUCAAAUAGGGAGGUGUCCACUUAUGCAAAUCUCGAAUUCCGCGCAAUAGCCAUGUGCAUUUUCUAGCCUUUGUUCAUUUGCUAGCACCCACGGUCAGCCACUCGUUCUCUCGUGAAUUACGAGCGCACCGAUUUACCGCUUUGUGGUCGCACAGCAUCCAGAGUUGUUCUCACAAUUUAAAGUACAAAUAAUGUGAGUUUGGGGCUCAUUUGCGGAAGGAAUUGAUCUCAAAACACAAGGCACCACUCUACAGUGGAACAUCUAAGGGCAAAUUCUCUAUUUGGACUUUAAUUCCAGCCGUGAAAGAAUGCGUGUGAUUGGCCGUUUUUGUUUUAAUGUUUAUUGGGGGUUUUGGUGUGGAGUAUAUCCUAAAAUGUAUUUUAAAUUUUUUUAACUGUCAGGUUAGCGGACAUGAAAAAUAGGAUGAUUAAAUCCUUGACGUUAAAUUGCAUUGGCAUGUUUAGCCAAACAGGCUGCACACAAAAGUUUGAAGGACCCAUGUUUCAAAUUUAACAGGAGUUGGCCAUUUUAUACCUGAUUAUGAAAGUGUAUUGCUGUCACACCAGACAGAAACAAAUACGGUCAGUUUUUCACAUUCAAACGACUUGAUUAAUUUGAUGUUUUAAUGCAAUGAAUUUCACAAGAGAACGUGAUACAUUUUCAAGCACUACACCAUAGACCUGCACGAGAAAAAAAAUGGUAGCAAUUUAUUUGAAUGUUUCUUAUGACAUUGUCAUAAAUCUGUCAUAAUCAUGACACCUGUUCAUGAACAUAAAUUAGGGAGUGAAGUCCCUAACCCCAACCUCAAAUUUUCAUCAAAAGUGACAAUAUACUGAAUGACACUUAAUUACAUAUGCCAUAAGCAUUCCUAUUCAUGACAGGUGUCAUGUCAGGCUUAUGCCAGUUUUAUGGCACUGUCACAAGAAGCAUUCAAAUCAAGUGUAACUAAGCAUUUUGUUUUGCCAAGUGUGGAAGUAAAAAUGUAUUUUUAAAGGUGCACAGUGUAGGAUUUGCUCUUCAAUUUUUCAUGAAAUGGCCAUAAUAUUUCAAUAGAUAUUUAACAUGUUUUUUGGAAAUACUUCCAAAACAGAUCUCAAUGGUAAAGCGGAGAUUUUCCCAUUUUAAAAGACGAUUUACACGUCGCAAAUUUGUUCCUGUUUUGCUUCCGUGUUCAUCAGCCAAUCACAAGACCAGUUUCCAGUCUUCGUCAGGGUUGCCACAGCUCUGUGCGCCCCGUAUUCUACGGCUGAGCCAACUUUGACAAACAGUGUGCAUUAUGUCUACCACUCAAGUAAAAAAAUAUAUAUAUAUUUUUUAAAUGUAACAAAUCUCAAAGGAUUCUAGACAACCAGAGACGUAAAACAAGGAUUUGCGUGGUCAUGCUAGUUGGUAAUUGAAAUUAAAAUGGAUGGAGCAAUGAAAUCGUUUAUGUGGAUACUGUCAAUGCAUUAGCAAAUUAUAUUUUUUGCCAGUCAGCAUAUACAUUGAGAAAAGUAGCCCUUCCUCACUUAGGUCAUGGUGACAUAAACUAACUUGCACCUCGUGUCACGGUUCUUUUAAUCGUCAUUACUAAAUGUUGACAUUAUUACAUUGAAAACAUUUUGCAUGAAAAUUAAAAAUAAGAUAUACCUUCUGCAAGUUCUCCAAUGUGAGGGCAUUUUGUGCUAGUCAAUAUUUUUGAUUGAGUUGCUGUACCAUUUUUGGAAAUCAAUCCUACAUUGUGCACCUUUAACGUGAAAUUUCUCACAUUGAAAAGUGACGUUUGUCAUGUUCAAAAGCAACACUUAGCUUAUUAAAACUGGAAUUUUACCAUGUUAAGUCAUUCACGGUCAUUGGUACUGUUAGACAUCAAAUUCAUUUGAACUGGGAUGGUUUGCACUUGGCGACCAUUUUAACUGCUAAUGGCAGCAAUGGAAGGAAAAAAAAAAAAGGAUUACAACUAUUUUCAUCAUGUGACACUAACUUCACAUGCUAACGUAAAACUUGUUAAAACUCAUCAUUCAAAUCAGUCAUUAAACUCAUCAUUAAACAGUUGCAUUAAAACCUGAAAAGUAUUAUUCUCAUUUGAAUUUAUUCACGCUGAAAUGUGAAAGUUAUAUUAAAUCAUGAAACUCUCAAUAGUCUGAACAAAAAAAUUCUCUUUAAGUAGUGAAACUUUUCAUGUUAAAAUUCUGAACUUUUCUUUAUUCUGGUGUGACCACAAUAAGAAGACACAAAUCUUUGCUGCUUGUAUGGUUAUUUCUGCUUUUCACUUAGAUUGCUGUAAGGAAAAUCCCUUUUGAAGUAAUAAUGUACAUUGGAAACGAAACAUUGUUACCCAGCAUCCAUUUCAACAGGUUUCACAUCUUCAUGCGGCGUCUCCCUGUUUCAUGGCCCCAGAGUCUUCCUCACGUCAUUCUUUUGGGACCCUAAUGAUGAUGAUGAUGAUGAUUAACAAGCUGUUCUAGAGCGCGACUUACACGAAACAGUGAACGGGAACAUUUCUAGAUUUUACCUCAACUAACAGUUUCUUAAUGUAAAUGACAUUAUUUUUAUCUUUAUGAAUAUAUGGCAUUCUACAGUGGGGUUUUUAACAUGAUUUUUUUCUCUUCAGUUUGGAUUCUCUUAAUUUCCAUAUACCAACCAUGUAUUACUGUUCCAAAUAAACAAAUCCCGAUGACA
This is a messenger RNA of Corythoichthys intestinalis (scribbled pipefish), 5834 nucleotides long. It is a transcript of the gene dab1a, whose product is annotated as DAB adaptor protein 1a. Gene Ontology annotation, cellular component: cytoplasm. The coding region runs from base 766 to 2502 and encodes 578 amino acids. The transcript has 20 exons. Gene Ontology annotation, biological process: ventral spinal cord development; lateral motor column neuron migration. The record is from RefSeq and is a predicted model, not a curated record. Lineage: Eukaryota; Metazoa; Chordata; Actinopteri; Syngnathiformes; Syngnathidae.